UUUCUCAGUCAACACAUCAUAGUAGUAUAGUUCUCCAACAAAACGUUCUUUCUUGUUUCCUUCCUUUCAUUUUUUCCCCUUAAUAUUUGUCACACUCUCUCUCCCCAUCUCCGCUACAUCCCCCAUGAUUCAAGGAGUCCAAAGUUUUGAUUUUUUGCAAUUUGGUUGGAUUUUCUCGAGUUUCUUUUGACACCCAUUUGGAGUUUUUCUGCCCCAUCCACCACCAAGUUGUGUUCUUGACAUUUUCUAUUUGAGGUUUCUAUGGACGGGAACUGGGAUGUGAGCUACGAGAAGGGUGCUCAAUCGGAUGACAGCCACCAUUUCGACAGAUUAUAUCUGGAACCGAUCUAUGAUGCUUUUAUAUGCCCCUUGACAAAGCAGGUGAUGCGGGAUCCCGUGACCUUGGAAAACGGGCAGACAUUCGAGAGAGAGGCCAUCGAGAAAUGGUUCAAGGAGUGCAGGGAGAACAGCAGGAAGAUGGUGUGCCCGUUAACGCUGAGGGAGUUGAGAAGCACUGAACUGAAUCCGAGCAUAGCAUUGAGGAACACGAUUGAGGAAUGGAAUGCAAGGAGCGAGGCAGCUCAGGUCGACAUGGCUCGUAGAUCCUUAUCCCUGUCGACCCCAGAGAGUGAUACCAUACAGGCUCUGAAGUUCAUCCAGGGCCUCUGCCUGAAAAGCCACUCGAACAAGCACAUGAUCCGCCACGAAGAGCUGAUACCCAUGAUUGUUGACAUGCUGAAGAGCAGCAGUCGGAGGGUCCGGAGCAAAGCUCUGGAAACGAUUCAGAUUGUGGUGGAGGACAACGAUGAUAAUAAGGAUAUAACGGCAGAAGGUGACACGGUGAGAACAGUGGUGAAGUUCCUAUCGCACGAGCAGUCGAAAGAAAGAGAAGAAGCUGUUGCUUUGCUGUAUGAGCUCUCUAAAUCAGAAAGACUCUGUGAGAAGAUUGGCUCUGUUAAUGGAGCUAUUCUCAUUUUGGUAGGGAUGGCUAGCAGCAACUCGGAGGACGUCUUGACAGUCGAAAAGGCUGAACAGACGCUAGAAAACCUCGCUCGUUGCGAGAACAAUGUGCGACAGAUGGCCGAAUGCGGCAGAUUGCAGCCCCUUCUGCACCUGCUACUCGAAGGAUCUGCGGAAACCAAACUGUCGAUGGCAGCAUUGCUUGGUGAGCUGGUGCUGGACAACGAGGUGAAGGUGUUUGUGGCGAGGACAGCCGGUUUCUCGCUGAUCAAUCUGAUGAAGAGUAACGAUGUGAAGUCGAGGGAGCCUGCGUUGAAGGCUUUGAACCAGAUCUCGUCGGAUGACACGAGUGCGAAGGUUCUGAUCGAGGCAGAUAUCCUUCCGCCUCUCGUUCAGGAUCUCUUCACUGUCGGGGUCAAGCAGCUGCCGAUGCGGCUGAAGGAGAUUUCGGCUACGAUUCUUGCAAAUGUGGUGAACUCGGGCUACGAUUUUGACUCGAUCGAAGUUGGACCGGACCACCAGAGUCUCGUUUCGGAGGAGGUCAUUCAUAACCUCCUGCAUCUCAUCAGCAACACCGGCCCUGCGAUCGGGUGCAAGCUCCUUGAAGUGCUCGUUGGGCUAUCGGCUUCGCCCUCCACCGUGUAUAGUGUUGUCUCGGCCAUCAAAAGCUCCGGUGCUAUCAUGAGCUUGGUGCAGUUUGUCGAGACGCCUCAGCUAGAUCUGAGGCUCGCACCGAUCAAGCUUCUUCGGAACCUCUCGCCGCACAUGGGGCAGGAGCUGGCCGGCUGCUUGCACGGCACAUCUGGGACGCUCGGAAGCCUGAUCAGAGUGACGUCGGAGAACGUAGGGAUAACCGAGGAGCAGGCAGCAGCGGUCGGACUACUAGCGGAUCUCCCGGAGAGAGAUGCUGGCCUGACGAGACGGAUGCUGGCCGAGGGCGCGUUCGAGCUCUUCAUCUCGAGAGUAACAAGAAUCCGGCAAGGGGAGACCCGAGGGAGCCGGUUCAUGACUCCAUAUCUCGAAGGGCUCGUCAAGGUUCUAUCAAGGAUCACAUUCGCCCUAUCGGAUGAGUCCGGCGCCGCCCGCGCGCUCUGCCGGGAGCACAACCUCGCGGCCCUCUUCAUCGACCUCCUCCAAAUGAACGGCCUCGACAACGUGCAGAUGGUAUCGGCUAUGGCGUUGGAAAACCUAUCGCAAGACACAAAGAACUUGACGAGGCUGCCAGAGUUUGCCCCUCCCGGCUUCUGUGCCACGGUCUUCUUCUGCAUAAGCAAGCCUCCGAUCAUCACCGGGCUCUGCCAGGUCCACCGCGGCACGUGCUCGUUGAGAGAGACGUUCUGCAUCCUGGAAGGGCAGGCCGUGGACAAGCUCGUCGCGCUCCUCGACCACACCAACGAGAACGUGGUCGAGGCAUCGCUCGCGGCUCUUUGCACCCUGUUGGAUGACGAGGUGGACAUAGACAAUGGCGUGCGGGCAUUGCUCGACGUGGAAGGAGUGAAGCCUAUACUCGACGUGCUGCUCGAGAAACGGACGGACAGCCUGAGAAGGAGGGCCGUCUGGGCCGUGGAGAGACUGCUGAGAAACAACGAGAUCGCCAGCGAAGUAUCGGACAGUCCCAACGUCUGCACGGCGCUCGUGGACGCGUUCCAACACGGAGACUACCUGACCCGACAGAUCGCCGAGCGCGCAUUGAGGCGUGUAGACAAGAUCCCCAACUUCUCAGGAAUCUUUGCAAACAAGUAGAUACUGUAACUUUUCUUUUUCUUUUUCUUUUGUAUCAUUGUUUAAACAUUUUUUCCCUUCUCUUUUUCCUUCCCAUUUUUGGAAAUAAUUCAUUGUUGUAUUAUGGUUACAAAUCUUGAAUCAAUGAUUAUGCACUAAUUUUUUGGAUUUA
This is a messenger RNA of Salvia hispanica, 2854 nucleotides long. RefSeq names its product U-box domain-containing protein 44-like. Gene Ontology annotation, molecular function: ubiquitin-protein transferase activity; protein binding. Gene Ontology annotation, biological process: protein ubiquitination. Lineage: Eukaryota; Viridiplantae; Streptophyta; Magnoliopsida; Lamiales; Lamiaceae. The record is from RefSeq and is a predicted model, not a curated record.